AUGGCUGCCGAGUGGUCCCACGACUUCUGCCUCACCUGCGACAAGCAGAUCGAGCACGGCGCCUACUGCUCGCAGGCCUGCCGCCUCGCCGACCUGGACAAGGCUACCGACUACACCUCCGCUGCCUCGUCGUAUGCCUCUUCGACUGGCAGCUCCGGCUCCGGCUUCUACUUCUCCGCCUACAAGACCGCCACGUCGGCACCCUCCAGCCCCAACCUCUACUCGCCUAGGCAACAGUACUUCUCGCACUCGUCGUCGCCCUCGACAUCGUCCACCGCCAGCGACUCGUCGAAGCGUAGCCUCACGCCGUCGUCAUCCCAGACAUCACUGACAUCGAUGGCUGCCUCUGCCACCCAGGGCCUCUCGGCCCAGGCCGCUAACGAGCUGAGGGGUUACGCCCAUGCCUUUGACCAAGUCCGCGAUAUCCGGAGACGGAAGCAGUCGGCCUAA
Lasiodiplodia theobromae is the source of this 450-nucleotide messenger RNA. RefSeq lists its product as uncharacterized. The transcript has a single exon. The coding region runs from base 1 to 450 and encodes 149 amino acids. The record is from RefSeq and is a predicted model, not a curated record. NCBI's taxonomy places the organism in Eukaryota, Fungi, Ascomycota, Dothideomycetes, Botryosphaeriales, Botryosphaeriaceae.